CAUUUGCCCUUCGUGUGUUCUUCCUGCUUUGUGGGAUCAGUGGACUUUUGACUGGAGUUUGGGCUUGGCCUCUCAUGAAGGACAAUGGUGUUUGCUGUCCUGAAGGCUGGACUCAGUUGAAUGAUCGCUGUUACAUCGUCCAGUCUGACCGCAGAAAUUUUUCAGAUGCAGAGAGCAUCUGCAACAUCAUUGGUGGGAAUCUGGCGUCAAUCAGAGACGCUGUGGAAAAUGUUGUCGUUUUUCAACUGGCCCAGUCAGAGAACGAAAUACCAGCCUGGAUUGGACUCCAUAAUGCCUUUGAUGAUGGAAUGCUUUUUUGGACUGAUGGCACAGUCUUUGAUUUUAGCGCCUUGGUCGACCCAUUCUCUCCUGGAGCGAGUUGUGCGGUGAUGGGAACUGCUUUUUGGAGUGCUCAGUCGUGCGGUUUAGAGCUUCCAUUCGUUUGCCUCAGAGAGUCGAGCUGUUACAAGAAGUAGACAUCACUCUCAUCAUCUAAUCAACUUGAAUAACGUUUUUCACUAAUCACAAUGCCAUACUAAACAAUAUCAAAACGUAUUGUUGUCAUUUUUAUCUUCUUCUUUAACACUCUUGUUGAUUUGGAACUUAAAAGAUGAUCUCUCUUCAAAGUAAAGAAACCUAUCAGCAUCAAAAAUGUGUCUCAUCUUCUAUG
Messenger RNA from Doryrhamphus excisus (bluestripe pipefish), 670 nucleotides. NCBI's taxonomy places the organism in Eukaryota, Metazoa, Chordata, Actinopteri, Syngnathiformes, Syngnathidae. The record is from RefSeq and is a predicted model, not a curated record.